This is a messenger RNA of Centrocercus urophasianus (Greater sage-grouse), 4947 nucleotides long. RefSeq names its product UV stimulated scaffold protein A (gene UVSSA). The transcript is spliced from 13 exons. Gene Ontology annotation, cellular component: chromosome. Gene Ontology annotation, molecular function: RNA polymerase II complex binding. NCBI's taxonomy places the organism in Eukaryota, Metazoa, Chordata, Aves, Galliformes, Phasianidae. Bases 34 to 2250 code for a protein of 738 amino acids. The record is from RefSeq and is a predicted model, not a curated record. Gene Ontology annotation, biological process: transcription-coupled nucleotide-excision repair; response to UV.
GGAAGGAGGGAGCCCUGCCGCUCCGGUGCAGAGAUGGACCUGCGGCUGGCCGAGCUGGUGGAGGAGCUGACCACGGCGGGGGAGCCGCAGCUGGAGCCGGGCCGGCUGAAGGAGCUGAAGAAAAUAUGCAGGUCGUCGGAGGAGCACCUGAGCCACGCGUACCACCUGCUGCUGACCAGGCUCCACGAGGAGCACGCCGAGAUGCGCUUCUCCGCCUUCCAGAUCGUGCAGGAGCUCUUCUCCCGCUCUCACCGCUUCCGCACGCUGCUCGUUUCCAACUUCCAGGAGUUCCUGGAGCUCACGGUGGGGACGGACCACGAGCAGCCGCUUCCCCCGCCCCGGGAGGUGGCCCAGAAGCUGAGGAAAGCUGCCAUUGCGGCGGUGCUGGGCUGGCACGAGAAGUAUGGCGAGGCCUACAAGAAGCUGUCUCUGGGAUAUCACUACUUAAAGCAGAACAAGAAGGUGGAUUUUCAGGACGUGCAUGCAAGAACAGUGGCUGAAAGGAAAAGGGAAGAAGAGAAGCAAAAACGAUUGGAUAACGUUUACAAAGAAAAAGCCAAAAGAGCUGAAAAAGAAAUGGCAGAACUGUCCCAAGAGGUUGCUGAGACACUGACAGAGAUGGAGAACUGUUUCCGGCUUCUGUUGCCAGAUCCUUUUGACUUCACUGUGAGCAACACAGGACUGGAACCCAAUGAACAAACGAGUGCUGACAAGGAUAGAUCUGCAUCCUCCUUGUCCUCAUGUGUGGGAUGUGUGGAUGAUGAACAGCCGUGCUGUAGCAAGGACAUUCUUCCUGUUUCUCAGUGUGUCAGAACGGAUCAAAACGAAGAGUUAGGUGACAAACAGAAGAAGCCUGAGCAAAAUAUAUUAGAUGGAGACACGUGCUCUGAGGUUGAAACUGGUGUUCAUGUUCUUGGUGAUGAUGAUUAUGAAACUUUUGUCAGGAAUCAUGGACUGAUUUCUCAUAAGUAUACUCUAGACCUUGAACUCUCUACAGAUAUCAAAGUGCAUGAGAACGAAGACAAUACUGCUGUAAUAAACAGUGUUGUGGAUGCUCACAAACUCGUCAGAAAUAAGUUCUUGCCUUCCGUGCAGUCCUGGAUUCAGUUAUUUACCCGAGCAGGAAUAAAUGACGAUCGGUUGAGAUGUGCCAUUGAUCUUAAGAAUAAACUGGAGGCUGCUCUGAGGAAAUACAAGGAAAUGAACAUUACUUUUAAAGAGAGAAAAAGAAAAGUGAUGAAAGCUUCAGAUGAUGAUGAUGAAGAUGAUGAUGAAGAUGACUUUGUGGAGGUCCCUGAGAAGGAAGGUUAUGAGCCCCACAUUCCAGACCACCUGCGUAAGGAAUAUGGCCUUGAGCCUCAGUCACCCCCAAAAGCACCAGCAAGGAAGGCUCCUGCAGGACCAGCUCCGUUCAGCUCCCGUGCCCGGCUGAAAGGGAAUGAAGAUGAACUUGAUCCGACUUGUGCUGCUGCAACAUUGAAGCUUAUCAGAGACAAACUACAAAAAUUAACACCUCCACAGGCCAGUGAGUCUGCAACUACUGAGCCAGCAGCUUUGGAAGAGCCUGACAGUAAGAGAAGAAAACUAGAAGAGGAAAGAGCUAAAGCUCCCCUGAUGCCUUUUGGGUUAGAUCUUCACUACUGGGGACAGGAUCAGCCAAGUGCUGGGAAGAUUCUCAAAUUUACUUCCGAGCAUCGAUUUUGGGCACCCAGUGAAGUAGAGGAAGAGGUAGAAAAUAAAGAAGUAACCGAAAUGUUAAACACCAGAUAUAUAACAUUUGCUGGCAAGUUUGAACCAGUGAAGCAUAAAUGUCGAGCACCAAUGCCUGAUGGAAGUCUGUGUGAAAGACAAGAUCGGAUUAAGUGUCCUUUCCAUGGAAAGAUAAUUCCUCGGGAUGAGUGUGGGGUUCCUACCAAUGCAGAGGACAGAGCCAGAGAAGAAAAGAUGCGCUUUGAGAAGCAAGCAAAUCAGCCAGAGUGGCGGGAUCCAGAAUUCAUGAGAGAAGUCGAAGCAGCCACGGGAGUGGAUCUUGGUUCCUCUAAAAAUAAUGGGAGAGGAGGAAAAAAGAAAGGGAAGAAGAAAUACCCAAAUCUGACAGACCUGAAGCAGCAGGCUAACACUGCUCGUUCCCGGCUUGAGAAGAUAGUCUUCAAUAAAGGUGCUGUCAAACGAGUGGUGAAAGCAAUGAAUCAGAUGGACCAAAGAAAGCAUGAGAAGUUUGCCAACCAGUUUAACUACGCACUGAAUUAAGUUGUAGCAAAAUGCAAAGGUGAACAAAAGUGCAACUGUACAAAGCUUUAGCGCAGGCCUCCAUGUUUGAAAUACUGUGCUGUGUGAAUUUUUACUGGGAUUACUUUUUAAAGUGUUUUUAAUUUCUAAUUUAUUUUACAAUUAACACGAAUUUUGGCGAAGAUGUGAUAGUACAUAAUGGACUUAAUACACUUAGUGAUAAGUAUUGGAAAUUUACCUGAAAUAGAACUUAUUUAUGACUUCUGCAUACUCUGAGUAAGAUGUUCAGGGCCUUUUUGCCUUCCUAAGGGACCAGUAUCAUUUACACAUUGUUUGCCAGCACAGUUGUGGUUUGCCUUGACUUUCAUACCUUCAGAAAGAUGCCUUAGAAACAGUUUGAUUUUCACUUGAGGUGGUAACAUGCAGGCUAUUUUCUCAGCCUUACAUUCUAGAAAGACUACUACAUCAAGCAGCCCCCUGGCUCCAGCACCUCUGAAGGCUACUUGCAUGUGAACUGGAAAAAGCCAAACACAUUCAUGAUCAGAAGACAACAAUUUGAUUUCAGCAGGUUUACAAGCCAUUUCAAACUCAGCAGCUGUGGCAUCAGUGUAUAAGCUGAAAUUAAGUUGGUCUUGAUCUCCUUCUUGACUUCCCACUAACUUUCUGAAAUGAGUUUGGAAAGCAUGUUAUGAUAAGUUGUGGAGAUAUAGUUAAAAUGUGCUGGAGUUUAAGAGGUGCCAAAAAAGCUGCAUUACAAAGAGGUUUUUUAAGAAAAUUACUCAGGUGGCUUACUGAGUAAGUGAACUGCCUGACUUCAAUCAGUUAAAAAAACAAAACAAGAAAACAGUUACAUUAGUUUCAAUCCUAGGAGUGCAUGUAGGGACCUAAAUACACACAAACACCUGAAUGCUUUUAACACAUUGGAUCCAGGUGCUUGGUGUCUGUGGGGCUUAUUAUUGACAGUGUUUAGUUCAAUCUCUCCUAACUGCUUUGCUGGCUAUCAUCAUCAUGUCAGAAGUAGAAUUAAAUGAAAUAAACAUUGACUGAUUGUGCUCCUGUGGGGUUUCAGACAGCUUUAUCAGUGAAGGAAGUUGGGAGUAUCAAGGAAGAUAGUGUUUGAACUGAAUUUCAGAACGAAAGUAGAAGUCUUCAGUAAAACACAGAACACAAGUUAGAAUGGAUUCUCUACAGCACCAGUGUAGUUACUCACCUGCUUGAGAUACUUCCUAGUACAGCAAGAGACUCCCUAGGAAUUUAAAAUGGAAUCCUGUGUAGGUUUUGACCACCUGAGACAAGAGCUGAUUUACAGCUCUGCCAUGUAUCUGUUGACUUGCACAAGUACUGCUAAGAAAGCAAGCAGUGAUUAUUUAAUCUUCCAGAUCUUUGCAGUUUGGAAGACUUUUUUCUCUCCAACACAUAUUUAGAAUACUUCUACACUAUGACAAAUAAUAAACAGCAGCUGUUAAAGCAAGAAUUUCUUAGUUAUUUACUGCACUGGAAACCAAAGCUGUGUGUACUGGCCAUCUAGCUAACAGCGAAGGCUGCAGCUGAAAGCACAGGCUAGGAUGGUACUCAUCACCAGAUCAGCUGAAUCAACUGAUCAACUGGUUUUAUUUAUUGGCAAAAACAAAAAAACAAAAAACAGCAGAGCUCACAUACUUGAAUGCAGUGUAGCUCAAUGAACACCGAUAUUACAAAAUAGUCCAUAUGAAAGUUCUUGGUCUUGGAGAUAUUAAUAUUUAUGAGAAUAGUUCCAUUGUUGGAGACUUUUGAGCCUGCACUGACUGAAGGUCUUCAUUUGUGUAGGUGCGUUUCUUCUGAUCUCUGUAAAAAAAAGGGGAGAAAAGGUGACACGCAACCUUUUGACACGAAGUAUCAGCACAAGCAAGCUUCUGGGAAACAGUGGGCGUACUUCAGCUCAUAGAGUUUCCACUUCGAGUUUUCAGUAAAACAAAAAGCUCUCAUGACCAAGAUUAGAAAAAGGAAUGGUUUAAAGCUGUGAGAAAAUAAGCCAAGCAAAUUAUACUCAUCUACAAUGCUUCUUAAGAGCCAUAUGAGUUCUGAAUUAUCAGCUGAAACUUCUUUAUUCUUCUUUUGAGGCAAGGAUUUUGUUCUUCAGUUAGUGACAAGGAUUUCUACACCCACUUGUGUAUGAAGUGUUUCUUCGUGUUUUGGCCUUGAAGCAGGAGAGACAGCUGGCUACUCAGAAAUGCACAUCAAAUGCACUGCCUCCUUAACUCUAUGUUAGCCUGACCUUUGUACCAUUAAGGAUCUUCCCUUCAUCCAUAGUGUUUGAAGAAACACAUGCUUCCCCUCCCAUGUUAAUUAUUGCCUCAUUUACUCAAAGGCUUUGCCAAGUUUCACUUUUAGGAGUAUACAUACAACAGAUUUUGCCUUUGUAAACAUCCUCAUUAGAACUGGUCAGACAUAAUUCAGCGAAAUUUAAGAGCUUUCUCCUUUUUCUGGGUUCAUCUGUGGCUCUGAUGGAGGAAAAAAAAAUAAAGACAUCUAUCACCAGUGAUAUCAGAAAGCAAGAACUUCUCCAUGCUUAUUCUUAGUAGAGCAUGAUUGCAUCUGGCAAGUAAAAACUCAAAAGGAAGAAGCUAGCAUGCAUAAAUUUGGUGCUGAUGAAGGUGGGAAUGAAGGCGCUGACCUCUAAUAGAGAGCACAGUGACAAACAGGUUUGGUAUGAAGUUUGAGCAAAAUCAUAGAAUCAUA